Podarcis lilfordi (Lilford's wall lizard) is the source of this 24630-nucleotide messenger RNA. The record is from the annotation of a GenBank genome assembly. NCBI's taxonomy places the organism in Eukaryota, Metazoa, Chordata, Lepidosauria, Squamata, Lacertidae.
AUGGAGGAAGAAAAAAUGCAAGAUGACUUCCGGACAUAUAAAGGUAAAUAUUUUCUCCUCCUCCUUAGCACUGUUAACAGCAGCGCAACCUUAAUUCUGUCGCAGUUAAGAAGAUUGACUGUGGCAAGGAAGUCUCUGGCUCAGAUCUCUAUUUGACACUAUUGUGCCUUGUCCAAUAGUUCAUUUAUGUAUUUAUGUAUUUGUUUGUUUGUUUGUUUGUUUGUUUGUUUGUUCUGUCUUGUGUUUUCCCCCCCUGUUUUCUGUGCUGCAAUAUAUGUGCUUGUCUAAUGCCACAAGGCAGAUUUAUUUUUCAGCCAACAGGCUUUCAAAGAUGCUUAUUAAGUCUAUGUUGAAAAUAUGCAAGGCAGGGCGGGAGAUGGGGUGUUAGACAAGAUGGAGUUAACAGGCCAAGAAAUAAUUGCUUUCACUAUUGUACUUUAGGGAGCUGAGCACUUCCUGGUUCCACAUAUAUUACUGGAAAUUGAGGUUUGCACAAAUAAUGUGAAUUAAAGCACUCUAGUCAACUUACUGCAACAAAUUCACUUUUUUUAAAAAAGAUUUUUUUACGGUUAGGAAAGUGACAGGUGGAAAUGCACUGAAAAAUGUGCCGUGAGCAAAUGGCUAAUGGGAAGACCUGCAAGCAAAUCCUUUGUCCCUCUUUUGUCACGGAACCUCCCUGCAAACAAAGGAUGCCUGCUAAAUAAAGACCUGUAGGCUUUGUAAUAGCAAAUCCGAAUGAAUGCUUAAGAAAAAGGCCAUCCAGAGGUUCUUUUAAUGUUCAGGCCAGGUUGCCGGGCACAGAAGCAGCUACGGAAAUCAGAGGUGGAGGGGCGAAAGUGACUCCAGGGGCCCUUCCAAGACUGCUGCUUUAUUGUGGGCAUGUUUGUUUCUUAACCCCACCAUAGUGCAAGAUUUAUUCUGCUUUAUUAGUUCAUAAUAAUAACCCCUCCCCCCACAAAACAACACAAGGCUGCAGCCGCACAGCAAGCAGCACAGCUGAUACUUCAAGAAAGUUCCAAGACAUCAUGCAAGUGCAGUAAGAUACUGUUGCACACCACCCCAGUCUCCAAGGGGUGCAAGAUUCCAGGGAUCCCAGGCACUUACCAGGGGCUUGUGUUUCCUUUUGGAAAUGAGGCGCAGCGGAGACUCUGGUGUCUUUAUGAUAUAUUGUUUAUUUACUCAUAUAUACAACCUGAGCCUACGAUGGAGGAGUUCACAGCAAGGGUCUUGUUUCUCCGGUAGCCACAACCUUGGAUUCCAACAGAAAUCAAUCAUUGCUCUGUCUCUCUCGCUCCCCAUUUGCUGUUUUGCUUCUAGCUCACAACAGAGCAACUCUCAACUCUCAGUUCAGGCUUUGUCCUUCCAACUAUCUCUGAGUUGAGUGAGGGGCCCCACCCAUUUGCCAUCUAGCACAGAUUAGAUUUAACACUUGCACCAUCCAGGGAUUACAGGGGCCUGGCACACUCAUCACAACGCGCUCACAAUGGGUGCAUAUCCUCAACUCAAAGCACUUGCUGGAAACUCUGUUGGAAUAAAGAUUCUUGCAUGAUUCCAGCAGUCAUGGAACAAUGGCUAUAUCUUUUUCUUCUUUUUCUUUUCUUUAUUUAAAGAAAGAAGUUACCUUAAUUUCACCCGGAGGCCGGUCUUCCACAUCUGCAUCCUGCUGAUGGUCUCUAUCCUGGGAGCUGCUGUUUUCUGCAUCGUGGCUCUUUCCAAAGGUACUUUGACCAUUUUCCUCUUUAUCGUUCAAAACAUUUCAUCUAUAAAGGACAUUGUUUCUUGGCUUUGUCUCCAUCAGAAACAAAGGGAGGUGUAUGUGUUGGUUUAUUAUUCUUUAAUAACUAUGAAUGAAUUUAUAUAUUUAUUUUAAAGAUUUCUAUGCUGCCCCUCAAUAUAAAUAUUUCUAGCACAACUGGCACAACAAUAAUCAGCCCUGCUCAUAAUGGCAUAGGGUGUGAAUCAAUCUGACUUAACUAGAUAGAAAAAUAACUAUCAAUACCCGCCUAAACAAAAAUGAGCAAAAUCACUAAAUGAAGGGAAGUGAAAGCUGAUUUGUGUUCAGUUGUAGUGCUGCCAACUUUUGGAAAUCUGACCAAGAGUCCUUGCCUCAGGGUCUCCAGGGAAGGGUAAAUGAAGUCUAAGGUAAAGGUAAGGUAAAGGUACCCCUGCCCGUACGGGCCAGUCGUGUCCAACUCUAGGGUUAUGCGCCCAUCUCACUUAAGAGGCCGGAGGCCAGCGCUGGCCAGAGUGACGAAGCUGCCCUGGCAAGCCAGCACCAGCGCAGCACACGGAACGCCGUUUACCUUCCCGCUAUAAAGCGGCACCUAUUUAUCUACUUCCACUUGGGGGUGCUUUCGAACUGCUAGGUGGGCAGGAGCUGGGACCGAAAGACGGGCGCUCACCCCGCUGCGGAGAUUCAAACCGCCGACCAUGCGAUCGGCAAGCCCUAGGCACUGAGGUUUUACUCACAGCGCCACCCGCGUCCCUGAAGUCUUUGUUGUUGUUGUUGUUUAGUCGUUUAGUCGUGUCCGACUCUUCAUGACCCCAUGGACCAGAGCACGCCAGGCACUUCUGUCCUCCACUGCCUCCCACAGUUUGAUCAAACUCAUGCUGGUAGCUUCAAGAACACCAUCCAACCAUCUCAUUCUCCGUCGUCCCCUUCUCCUUGUGCCCUCCAUCUUUCCCAACAUCAGGGUCUUUUCCAGGGAGUCUUCUCUUCUCAUGAGGUCUUCCAGCGUCAUAACUUUUAUAUGCCUGUUGUCUUUGUCCAUGGAGUUUUCUUGGCAGGGAUACUGGAGUGGCUUGCCGGUUCCUCCUCCAGGUGGAUCACGUUUGGUCAAAACUCUCCACUAUGACCUGUUCAUCUUGGGUGCCCUGCUCGGCAUAGUUCGUAGCUUCUCUGAGUUAUUCAAGCCCCUUCGCCACGGCAAGGCAGUGAUCCAUGAAGGGGCCCUGAAGUCUAGCAGGAGGCAAAAAUCCACUGCCAACAUUUACCACUCCAUUCACAGGUGAUGAUUUGAUGGGGGUCCUGUUUUGGCAAUUGGGGGAUUUUUAAGGGUUCAUGGAGACAGACUUGCCACUCGUGGGGGUGAGGAAGCAGCAGUCUGCCAUCAUCUGUCACUUUUCUCCCCACAAUGUCCCAGUACAACAUCCUUAUGAAGUGGGUAGCGUGUUGGCUGGCCCCCAUCCACCAACUCAGGGUCCCCAUAAGUUUCUGGACUACGUUUCCCAUUACCCUAGUGGUGGUCUGAGGGCCUCUGCUUGAAGUUAGAUUCUCCUGGUGAGAGAGCUGAAUCCCACAGGCAGGUUCUUUCCUGCUUUCCCUGAGGGCUUUUACCCCCUGAUGUAAGAGGGGCAGAGGUAGGGAUGGAAAGCCAGCGAAGUUGCCCAGACCGAAAAAGGGGGCAUAUUGCAUGCAGGUGGCACAUUAUUGAAGUUCUCUUACCUCCUGACAGUGGAAUUUGCUGCCAAGGAGUGUGGUGGAGUCUCCUUCUUUGGAGGUCUUUAAGCAGAGGCUUGACAACCAUAUGUCAGGAGUGCUCUGAUGGUGUUUCCUGCUUGGCAGGGGGUUGGACUCGAUGGCCCUUGUGGUCUCUUCCAAUUCUAUGAUUCUAUGAUUCUAUGACUUCCCAGGCCAGGAGGAGCAAGAUGGGUUUUCGUGCAUGUCUCCUGGUUAGACUGGUCAGUGAGGAAGGCCACACUCUCUUCUCUGAAGCAUCCACCCCAUCUCACCAAGUUGCUAAGCAACGGCCUGGGAAAGUAACUGUCCAUGUUCUGCUAGGCUGGAAAGGGAUGGUGAGAACAAGGAUGCUGUGGGGUGAACUUCUAGCUUGCGGUGCCAGAAAUGGGGCAGCAGGGGAGAAAUAUCCAGGAUCCUCAAGUGAAACUUUAUUGGAUGACCAGGAGCUGGAUCCCUAAGGCCUGGCUGGAGCUGAGAGCAGUGUAAGAGGAACCCAGACAACUCUUGCGUGAGGGAACCUUGGCUGGAAGAGUGGAGAGGCCCCAAAGGACAGAGCCGGGAGAGUCCAGGACCCACAGAGCAGAAGCAGACAUCUGGGAAGGAAAGGUGCCUCAUCGCAUGGUAGAUCCUGGCGGUGAAGCGGCCGAAGCACAACCGGCAAGGGUUCUGGUCUGUGUAGAGGCCCAUAAAAGGUCUAAUAUAAUGUUCCCAUUGUUACUCGUGUUACUGGUCUCCAUCGCCCAUCAACCCAAGCAAACAUGGUCGAUAGAUUACUGCACAUGCGCCACUCAACCACAUUGAUUGACAGAACUGGCACUACAACAGGCGUCACAUAAUGCCCGUUCCACAUUUAUUUAUUUAUUUAUUUAUUUAUUUAUUUAUUUAUUUUUAUUUUUUGGAAAAAAAUAUAUUUUAUUGUUUAGGCAAAACUGUACAAGAGAGUGAUGGGGGAACCUCCAGAGUAUAUUUCCCCCCACAAUUGAAAUUCGUCCUUCCUCGGAAGCCUCCAAAGGCCCUCUGUAUUUGUGGAUCCCUUUGCUUAGGCUUCCGCCCGCAAGGAAGUAACAGACUCCACCUCAGGGAAGCCAACUUUGGGGGUGGGGAUGGGACCUCUGUGACUUUCGACAGCAAAAAUCCAACAGAUGCUUUCUUUCUGCAUCACUGUCGUUACUACACUGGGGAAAAGGCAGUCACACCACCCCUCCAAAUUAAACAAUUGCAUCCAUGCCAAAAGGGCAGGGAGCCAGUUUUGGUCUAAUGUUACUAAGACGGCUACUUAGCCCAGAAAAGAGCCCAUUUUGAUCUUUGGGUAGUUAAAAAUGCAGGUGAGUGGGACAUUCAGUGUUAUAACAGACUCUGUGAUGCUUAGGAAUAAAAGGGACACCAUAGCCCACUCCGGGAGAUGAGUGUUCAAAAAGCAUAAAGAAAAAUAGGGGGAAACGGAACCACGAUUUUACCACAUUACUUAUCCUUUUAUGCAUGUUAAGACAUGAGAAAUCUUGAAUAUGCACCUUGAAAUAUCCUGUGUGUAUAUUCUUGCCCAGACAUCUUAAUUAACUCUCCAUUUAACUUCACCGCCACCAAAGUAGCCAAAGGUUAGUCUUCUGCACAUAUUUGGGAGCAUAACCUAUUAAACUCAGCAAGACUUGCUCCCAAGUAAACAUUUAAUGGGCAUGGGCUGGGUGCGGAUGCUUUAGUUCUGUCAGGGCGUAGUUUGGGGUUUACAACAGAAUCCUCAGAAACAUUACCCAAUGACAAUUCCCAGAAUGCUUUGGGGAGGGAGCCAUGACACUUCUGUUGGUAAAGCCUUGCUUCAGAUUUGCAGUGGCAAUUCCCUGAGACUUAGGGGAUCAUCGCAAUGACAAAUCUCAAUCAUGGCUGUACCAAUGGAAGGAUCCCCCACCCCAGCCAAUGAACUGAAAUUUGGGGUUCUCCAUUCUUCCAGCAUGCCUGGAAAAUCUAUGAUCCUUCCAAACUCCCGUCAGCCAUGAUGGGGUCACAGCCUAACAUCAUGAGGGCUGUAGGAUCUCGUGCCUCCUCACUCCCUUCUGCCAUUCUUUCUCUGUUUACAUGCCUCCGUGUGCCUCUUAAAUGCUUUUGUUCUCCCCUCCAGCUCACCUAUGCUUCCAUGUGGGCCAUGGGCUUUUUAUUUCAACACCACCGUGGUAGGGCCGUGGGACAGAGCUGGGAGCAGGUUAGACCCUGCCAUCUCAUAGCCUCCAGCAGGAGAGACGCAAACAGCAAAAGCUUCCCGUUUGCUCCUGUGGCUGGGCAUGUUGGGUGCGCACAUGCACCGUAUUCCAGUGUAGGGUGAAGAAAGCGCAGGGGCGCAUAAACCACUCCACGAACAGCACUGGUGCACCUUUUUAAGAGUCUCACAAGGGGUGGAAAUUGCCACAGUGGUGGUUUCCAUUACAGGUACAGUACAGCAUGUUGGGACCUUCUGAAAUAUUAAGCCUGCCGCAAAAGAGUCUCAAAACCUGCGUCUUAAAUGGUGUAUAAACUGGGCAGGGCUGCCAACCGGCUAGUCAGGUGAGCGGUAUUAUUUAGCACAGUUGUUCCCAAACUUCUGCACCUGUUUGUUAGAUGUUAAGGUGCGCACCGGAAAAAAAACAAACCAAAAAAAUUAAAAAUGGGGAAGAGCCACCCCCCAAUCAUUGGUACCAAAUAACAACCACCAGAAAUGUGAAUCUAGCUCGCUCAUUUUAUCAUACUCAUAAGUGUGCCAUUCAGGGCCUUUCCUGGCACUGCUUUAGUUGUUGUUAAAAAAAUUAAGAGGUGCCAGUACUCAAAAGAAAUGCUGAGGGUGCCAGAACAAAAUGGCUGCCACGGGCAUCCAAAAAUAAAAUAAAUGACAUGACGGUGCUCUGUACUGAUGAGCACUGUCACACACAAAAAGCACUGCUUCUAGCUAAUCUGGAUGGGACGGCAGGAGAACCAGGAUCUGGAAAUCUCCUUCCAUUGCCAUCUUGUUUUGUAUAGGCACACCAGAAAAGCCAAAUAUUGGAAUGGAGGAAUGUUGUGUGAAUCCUUCCCCAGUCACACAGACCGUUUUCCCAGUCACAUACUAAACCACCCCCUCAUCCCACUUGCCUCACCUGGUAAAAUAUAGAAGUUACAAAACAUACAAUCACACAGAAAUAAUUAAGCCCACCCCCACUAUUAUUGUUAAAAAGGAAAAAAAAUACUGUGAGAGAAAAAAACCUACACAUCUAGUUUGGCCUUAAGGCUGUAACUUAUGUUGUCAAUUCAAGUAGAUCCAAUUGGAAUUUGUGUGCGGGAACUGUUUCAACAUGGGUGUCCUAACCUCAUUUAUCUUUCCUCGUGUUGGCAGACAACCAGCCAUUGUUUUAGGAUUACCACUUAAAAGAGAAAAUCAAAACCAUAAGGAAUAAGCUGCAGGGCCUGGUUUUGUUUUGUAAGGAAGAAACAGAACAGGUACAUCAGUCAGAAAUUGACCAAGUGGCAAUCCUAACCCCUCGGCCUAAGAAACAAAAUGGCUGCCAUCAGCCACCAAGGACCAGAACAGAGAUUAAAUGUUGUGCUAGGCAAAUUGCUCGAAACAACUUUGUAAGCAGCUUCAUGUGGAAAGCUGUGUGAAAUGGUUUCUCUUAUGGUUCAGGUGCUUUCACCAGACAAAACUAUUCCAACCCCCUCCACAGUGGACAUUGGCAUGGUGAAAAAAAACCCCAAAUAAGAGCGGUUCACAAAAAUGUAUUGGUACGUAAGCCACAUUGGUACUUCCGCCACAUAACAUUUUGAGCUUUCCCACACACACUGCAGUCUGGUCUGAAUGAUGCAAAGCGUGGUUUGGUCUGUGUGUGGGCUUGUAUAGAUACCCAGCAAACAGGUGUGUGUGUGUUUUGGGGUGAACCAGACUUUCCUCCCCACUCAUUUCCUCCUCCUUUUACCCAAAUGAAUCCCAGGGCAGAAAUUGUCUUCAAUUUUAUAGAAGAAAAAUGAUGAUAAUAAAAGCAAAGGCAAUCUAGAGCAAGAAAACAAAACAAACCCAAAACAGAACAAGUCAAAACGGCCAGUCAGGGUGAUGAACCCCAAUAUCCUCAGUCAAAGGGAAUGGGGCAGGGAGGCUUUUUUUGAGGGGGUGUCUCACAGCACUGUUCUCCCCCCCAAAAAAACCCCACACGGCACACAGAGGUAGCAGGUUCAAAAGGUCUCUGUCCCAAGACUCUAUUGGUUUCUUGCGCCAUGAGGUAAUAAAGCUAUUGGACUGACUAGCAUGGAGCCCUCCCUGCGAGCAAGGGGGAGAGCAACUUGAAAAGUCUUAUGUGGGUUUCCAUUGCUCCUAAUGGGUCUCUCGUGCCAUCAGGAUUUGCGCCUGUCGCACCCAAUGUCCACCCGUGGGUCUGAAUCCCUUCGGCUUUGGCAACUUCCACAAGCAGGCCUUUCCUCCGUCCUUUGGACCAUUCUUUGUCAUCUUUUGCAAUCCGAUUGCCGUUAUCCACAUUCCGUCUUUCGAGUCUUAUUUUGGUAUCUUCUCAUGUCCAAAUCCUCUUUUCUGAUCCAAGUCUUGUGAACAAGUGCCGCUGAAUGCGUGAUUUCUUCUCUCCCCCCCCCCCCCAAUCUAUUGGAUCUUUUCUACUUUAUAAUCCUUUCCCACUAACUCUUCUAAUUUCCCUCUUUCCAGCCUGCAAUCUCUUUGUUAGUUCCCAACUCUUUCGAGUUUCAAUAUUCCUGCCCUUCAGAUUUGUCUUCCUUAGUUCAUAUUCUCUUGCCGGGAGAUUUUAGCUUAUCUCCCUACCAUUUCUGCUUUCGCACUGUGUUUCAUUCCCACCUCUCACUACUUUUGAUAUCGCUCUCUCCUAUUUCAUAUUUCUCACCCACUAUCUGCUCUUGUGCACUUGGAUCCAUUCUGUGUGGUUUUUACUAGAUUUACUUUACUAGAUUUUCCUUGUCUCCCUCCUCAGCUUCUGCCUCUCAUUCAGGCCAUUCGCUUCCCAAACAAAACUAUUUACACACUCAUACCAUUUCUUUCCAUCACAGUGGGGGAAACGCCUUACUCAAUUCUGGAUAAAACGGUCCUUUGAAAUAUAAACUAUACUAGCUUCCCAAGCAUCACUAGCGACCCCUUUGGGCUGGAAUUCAUAGGAGCAAAGGGAGGGAAGGAAAUCAAUGAAGAUGGGAUACUGGAAAAAUGCUUUUGGUUUGUUCAAAUCCUCCAUAUUUGAAUUGGACUAAAGGAAAAAUGGAAGCAUCGAGUGAGCUUUUCUGCACAAAUCAGGAUUCUGGAGCAGGUGGUAGUUGCACAACAAUGAUACUUCCUAUUUUGUUCCCAAACCUCCCCUCGUAUCUGUCCCUUCCUUUGAAAGACUAUUGCGCUGCCAGAGCAUUUAACCAGAAUACGCUGUCCCUGGCAAAAUGCAAUUUCCCUGGCUGGUACUGUAGCACUUUCCUUGUUUUUCCACCUUCAGUUUAUCCAUCCCUUGCAGAUCUGCCACAGAGAUGCAGAGGAUUCUGGGAGUGUUCCUGGGGCAUCUGAUCAACCCACACUCAAUCAAGCCAUCACCAGAUGUGAAUUGAGAGAACAUACCUUCAACCAAGCAUGCUGUCUUCUCCCAACACUCUUUUGACUGGUGGUGAUGGUGGGCAGAUUCCCUUUCAAGGACACCCAUCCAUCAGGACCUACUUUCCAGCCACAGGGGCUUCAAACCCCAUUUUAAACCAUACAUUACAUUAAGUCCCAUCAAUUAACCUGGUGGAUUUUUAAAAAAACAAAAACUGCAAGAAGGACUCUUCCCAAUAAAAAAGCCCCCUGAAGCAAUUUCAGUAAUGGAAGUUUUUCUUCCAAGGCAAGCAGACAUUUUUGGGUGUGGCGGGGGAUUUUUUGGAACUGCUCCACAUGUCCGUUUUUAAAAGUGAAGAAAUGAAAUGGUGCAUUUAACAUAAUUUAUAGUUUGUCCCAGAUACACAGCAUAUCUAUUUAAUGGGAAGGGAUACUGCUAUGCCCAACCUGUAUCUCCACCAUUCUGUAAACUCCCUUUAAAAAAUAUAUUUAAAGGUCAUUUUCUCCAUUUUGAACGAGAUUAGGGCCUGCACAAAUAUCACACAAAGAGGACUGUGACAUUCACCCGUUCCACAUUUAUAAGAACUGGGUCUUCACCUCCACUUUGGAACUCCCUGCCUAUUGAGAUCAAGCAGGCUUCAUUGUACUCUUUUUGGCAUCUGCUAAAAUAUUCUUGUUUAGAUAAGUCUACUCAAUUAUUUUAAACUAGGGUUGUGACUUUUUUCUUAAUUUUAUUGUUUUAUCUUUUUGUAAAGCACUUUGAGGUUUACAAUCAAGUGGUUUUAUGAAAUAAAAUACCGUACUUUUCCGUGUAUAAGACUAGAUUUCCCCCUGAAAAUAAUGUCCAAAAUUUGGGGGUGUCUUAUACAUGGGAGCCAUCCCCCAUUUUCUUAAAUCAGAGUCCCCCAAAAUAGGGGAAAUCUUAUACAUGGGGGCAUCUAUAACAGGAGUUGCAGUCCACAUCUGCAGGGCCACAGGUUUCCCACCCUUAUAUUAGGAGAUAAUUUGUUAUACAAUUAGCGUAAUGCCAACUUCAAACCACUUUGUGAUGUUUGGAGGAGUGUGGGAAAGGGAGGCAUUGUUUCAAAGUUAAUUGAUUAAUUAGCACAAUACUGACAUUCAAAGUUAUUACUAAGCAUUUCAUCGCUAAACCUCUCCUGAUUUGCUGUCUCUCAAGAAUAAUAAACCGUAUCACACCUCCGUGCAUCAUAACGUCUGCCAUUUAAUAUGUUUCAUUUCAGCUCUAAAUUUCUAACAUUUCCCCCUUUUCCUCUUUUAAAAUUUUAAGCAACAACACUUUCAUCAGAACUGAGCGAAUUGAUUGAUGAGAGUCCAAAGCCGCGAAUGGGACAUGAUUAUGAAUGUAAGUCUUGUAACAUAUUGUUGCGUGCCACUCCAAUCCCUGCACGGUGUGAGAUCCAAGGUCUUCCAGAUUCUCACCCAGGGUUCAUGUUUCCUUUGGGAAUGAGGCUUAGCGGAGACUGUGGUGUCUCUAUGAUUUAUUUAGAAAUACAUAUGCAACCCGAUCCUACAAUGGGGGGGGAUCACAGCAUUAAAAACCCAAGAGGAUCUGGUUUCUCGCAUAUCCACAGCCUUGGAUUCCAAACAGAAAUAAUCAAACAGUGUUCUCAAUUGUUGCUCUGACUCUCUCUCCAGCUUGCUCCUUUUCCCUCUGGCUCACUCACUGAACUCUCAACUCUUGCCUUUGUCUUUUUCCUAAAUACCCUCUCACAGAUCCACUUUGUUUUCCUUAAUGGCCCAUCACCUGGACUAUCACCUCAACACUGGAAACUAGCCAGACUUAUAUUUUAACACUUGCUGGAUCCAGGGGUUAGAAAGGUCUCUGCUUACAGCCUACUUCCCCCCACCCCAAACUUAUAUUCUUCUCUAGGGUGAUCAGUUCUCCUGAAUCUCAGACCCUAAACAUCAGGGAGCAGAGCUUGAAAGCUAGGGAGCGGUGCCUCACAUAGCAGUGGUGGCCCUCAGUGAUUUUCUCUUAUGAGCUUUCAAGCCUCUCCUAAUUGAUCUCAAGUAUAAAAGGAAUAUCAGAAGCGCCUUGCUGAACCUGUCCAAAGACCCUUUGAGUCCAGAACAGCACUCUCCACUUGCAAUUCAUGUUAUAUUUGAGCUUUCACAUGAUCUAAAAGCCACUUCCAGAGUUAUAGUGGAAUAUGGUGCAAGUUUAGCAUUUGUUUCCAUAUUUUUUGCAAACAGAUUUUUUUCUGGAAGCAAAUAAGACAGAAAUGGGCACUAAACUUGCACUAUACUCCUCUACAGUUCCAGAAGUGGCUUUUGUGAAAGCUCACAUAUAAUACAGAACUUUACAGUUAGGGAACAGCAUAUCCCUCAACCGUCCCAGGAAAUGAGAAAUCCUGUUUUUUCUCAUGAGCAUGGCAAACAUUUUGGGCACUGCAAUAUUGCUUGAUUUCGCACUGCAAUUUUCCCCUAAGAAAAGUUUCUAUUUGGGGGGGAGGCAAUCUCUUUGGGGCACUGUGCCCUAAUAAAGUGUUUUUUCAGGACUGCAAUCUUGCACAGGUCAUGUAACUUGUGCAGAAGUGCAGCCCUGGAAGAUGGUGUCCCAGUUUUUUGUCAUGACAUGUUGGAGGGUAUGGAACAGCUGUUAAAACGGAAUUAACUGCCAUGUGAAAGCAGGCUGACUACCAUCAGUCCCAGCCAGAAUGUUCAUUUUUGGAGGCAGCCAACUUCUGAACUUCCAUUUUCUGGGAAAUCACAAGUGCAGAGAGGACUGUUUGUGGGCUUCCCAUAGGCAUCUGCUUACCACUGUGAGACCAGGAUGCUGAACUAGUUGGGCCUUUGGCCUGAUCCAACAGAGCUCUUCUUAUGAACGUAGGAGCUGCAUUCAAACAUCAUCUGGAGGGCACCACUUUGCCAGCUCCUCCUCCUUUAAAUAGAUGGGCGACUGCAUAGCUAGAUACAUGCCUACUGCACUUUCUGUGCUCUCAGACAUCUCUAAGCUUUACUUUACUUUUCAAGCCAUUGGCUAAUGUUGUCUCUCUUUCCUUUGCUCAGUGUUCCCAUGCAAUCCUGACACUAGAGAGUGGGAAUACCACAGUGGAAAAUGCUACUACUUCUCCCUGCAGAAAACUAACUGGAUGCAGGCCAGGGAUGAUUGCGCUGUCAGAAAUUCAAAGCUGGUUGUCAUUGAUAGUAUGCCUGAACAGGUAAAAAGAAAGGAAACGGCCAGGGCUGGUGUGCUGGAGUUGGAGGAAUCAGGGAAAGUUGGGGGAAACCAUUGCACCCAGAGGGAUUGGGGGGCUUAGUUGCCUCAGUCCAACUUACUUGGCAUGCAUCUCCCGAUCACAGCCAGGCUACAGUUUCCAAACUGGGCUCCAGAGAACCUGGGGUUUUCCUGAAUGCUUAUCAGGGGUUCCUCAAAAAGAAAAUUGUGGACAAACGUCUCUGAAAGUCAGUUUGACCGCCACUACGGAUGUUCCCCUGUAUCAACAUACUGUCCAUGGUUGGCCCAGUGGAUGUGUUUCUGUACACCUGUACCUGGCUCUGAAUGCCUUCAAGAUUUUCCAGUGAAUUCAACUUGGGAGGAUUUGCCUCUUCCUUGAUAAACCCAUCUAAUGGCUACUCGUGCUCCAUGCUGUACUGUGCUUUUCAACAUAGAAACCUAGGAAGCAGCCUUAGAUCACGUCAGACCAAUAAUCCAUCUAGUUCAGGAUUGUCUACAUUGACUCUCAGCGGCUCUCCAUGAUUUCAGGCAGGAGUCUUUCAGCAGCUCGACCUGAAGCUGCCGGGUGAUGGAUCCCAGGACCUUCAGGAAGCAAUGCAGAUGCUCUGCCGCUGAGCUGCAACUCUUCCCGCCAGGUUCUGUGCUGGAGUGGCCUUGAGUGGCCAGCCAUGCUCACCACAAAAUGUUGCCACAUGGCAUGCUUUCAGAGGGCCAGCCAGCCAGGAAGCUGCACCCUCUGCCAGGAGCCUCCAGUCCAAUACUCCCUGACACCCAGCUUUCAUUUCCUGCACACAAACAGCCAGGCAGUGUUUCACUGAGCAUUCUCAGAUCUCAUUGAGCUGUUUUGGUUUUCUCCCCCGCCCCCCGACAAAAUGUACUUCUGCUAACCUUAGGGACCACCACCAGUCUGUUGAUGCACAUGGGUCAUACUACUUUGGCUGCAUAAAGCUCUAUGCUGAUGCAGUACCCGUGGCAGAACUGAACCCUGUGGAACCCAACACAGCAAUGGCCGAGAAACUGAUUCUGGAUCCUCCUAAACGUCAUCUUCCAACAGAAAGUCCAUGUACUCUCAUGGCCAUAUUUAUCUGAUUUUUCUUUCUCAUGCAGAAUUUCCUUAUGACCCGGACCAGGAAUGACCGUUAUUGGAUGGGCCUCACGGACAGAGAUGCUGAAGGACUGUGGAGAUGGAUUGAUGGCAGCAGUUACUACUCGGGCUUCACGUAAGCACUGAGCAGUUGUCAUCCCUUUUGUUAUGCAGCUGGCAUCAAGUGCGGUCAAAACAAAUUUGGAAAUGGCAUUCUCUUCUCAAAUUCUGCCAGCGGGAAUUCUCACAUGACUGAUGUUCUUUCAAGCAUAACCUCACCAAAAGCUUCCUUCUACAGUGACUGUUCCCAGCCUUGGGACCCCAAAUGUUGGACUACUGUCCCCAUCAUCCCCAGCCAGCAUAGACAAUGGUCCAGGCUGAUGGGAUUUGUAGUCCAACAACAUAUAGAGACUCAAGGUUGGGAAAUGCUUUUCUAAAGGGUCAAACUCUACAUCCCCUUAAGUAUGUCCUUGGAUCCUUUUUUUCAUUUUUGAACUAAAAUCCACCAUAGAUGCUCUGAAAAAUAGUCCUCAUGGACUGCCUACAGCAAGAUAUGGCAGUGAAGAUGGUUUCAGUGAGAAAAUGGCAUAAGGGGGAAGCGUGGAGCACUGCAAUCCUGUUCAAACACAGGGGCACAAUGCAAGAACACCACCUCUCCAAUAUAUUUGUGACUAAUAGCCAGAGGACUUGGAUCAGUUCUGUUGCAUGAUUAGACCUCUCAGGCACUAUGACCCCAGUCCAAAUCUCUCUUCCUGCACCCCACCCAAACUGCUUUUUGGCCAUGAAAAAGACAUCAAGAGGGAAGUCUAUCAAAUUCUGUAUAUCUUGGAUUUUCGAUAUUUUUCAAAGUAUUUAACAUUCAAUGCAGGUACUGGAAGCCAGGGGAACCGAAUAACAGUGGGAACGAAGACUGUGCGCAUCUCUGGGGUUCUGGGGAAUGGAACGAUGUCUACUGCAGCUACCUGUGCUACUACAUCUGUGAGAAGCCCGUGCCGAGCGAGAAGCAGGGCAGGGGGACCUAAGCACUUUGGCGGAACCUCACCCAGGCAGGCAUCCGAGGCUCAAUGGCCAGGCGCUGUGGGAUUUCCUCACACAGAAAUGUCACUUCCCUAACGUAAUCAAAGAGGUGCUCUAAAGAUAACUUGAGUUUAAAAACCAUUUGACUACUUUUUGGUUAACUCCUGGCUGACGCUGAAGAUCCCUGCUGACUACUGUAUUCAAGAUUUCUGCUCUUUAAUUAUUUUGGCACCUCAGCAGCAGCUAUGCCAAAUGGAUUUGAUAGGCUUUCAGUCUGUAUACCUUGAAGCUUGGCUUGACACUGAAAUAAAACCCCAAGUGGGUGACGCUUGGUCCCUCACUCUGCCUGAGUUCUGGAACACUGAGGUCCACUGUGGGCAUGUGGGAAGGUAAUUGUUUAGCAGCCUUUAAAUGUGUAUGUUCACCAGUAGACCAGUCCAGUGGGUAAAAAACAACAAUAGCAGCCCAAAGCACCACCAUGUGUGUCACACAGGGCCCUGUCAGCAGUGUGUGGUGACAGAUGGCACCCAGCAAAACAUCACUACACAUCUUUUUUUUUCUUUUUCCUUUUUUAAAAAGAUCCACAGUUAGCUAAUAUUUGAUUUUAUAUGGGAUUUUCUUACCCUACUGCAUUAUCCACUGAUCAAACACCUGAAUUAAAUAUGGGAGGGGAGAAUGCAGGCUGCCACUUGGAUGAGUAUAACAUUGUGUGGGCAGUGUGAAAAACAAGUAUACCUGGAAUAUAUCAGAUCCACUUUAAACUGUCUGUGUACACAAUCCUGGCAACACUGGAUCCUUUGCUUGGGACUCUGCACAGAUUUUCCUUUAUGAGAAGACACUGAGAGGGCUGAUUUAGAUCAAGAUCUCAGUGGGGGAAGGGAGAGGCUCCCUCUCACACAAACACCCCCCAUCCUGUCCUUCAGUGGUGUCUUUGGGAGGGUUUUAGGCAGGGGACAUUCACUGCACUACCUGAAGAUGCCGGGGAUUGAACAGGUAAUUUUCUGCAUACAAAGCAAAUCCCCUCUCACUGGACCCAUCAUCCCAUUAGAGCAGUUUUAAGAAGGACAAUCCUGAUUGCCCCACCACUUGCUUUUAACAAGGACAACAGGAUUUGAAUCUCCUGUUCCUUCCCAUUAUGCCAAGGUAGUGUGUGAUGAGAACAGGACUCCAGAGGAGUCCAUUGUGUGUCCUGGAACUUGCUCUCUCUGUUCCAAAGCUCCACAUGGUAGCCCAUGAAGGUGAUGUCUCUUCCUCAUUUCAAAUGCCUCAGACACAGUUUGUGGAGCCAAGCCAUUCAAGUACCAAGGUACCACUGUUCUAGACUUAGAAAGUCAUGAUCAGUGCUUUUUUUUCCUUUAAAAAAUGUUUAGGGGUACUCUCAUUUUCCUACUCAUAUUGAAAUACUGCCCCUCAAUGAGGCCAAACUUAGAUUCACAAAAUGUUUAGGGGUAUGCGUACCCUUGCAUCCCCCCGGAAAGAAAAACCACUGGUCAUGACAAUAUUUUUGGUUGGCACGCAUAUUUAUGGUAUGAAAAGGUGAAAGUUCAUAAAGGAUUUACAAAUCAUAUAAUUAGGAAAAAAUUCUAUAGAGUAUGGGAUAAAUACAAGAAUUUAUUAGAGGUAAAAACACCACUUUGGCUCUCACCAUUGGAAGCUAUAGCAGUAAAGAAAUAGAACAUGAUAGAAGGGUGGACAACUUAUAGAAAUUUAUUAAAACGAGGGAGGAGAGUAUAAAUUUAAAUAAUUUAAGGAAUUAUCAGGGAAAUUAACAACAUGGAUACAAUAUCAUUUGAAUGAAGUAUUUAAGAAAGAUAGGAUAUGAGGAUUUGGGGAAUAAAUAUCACAACUGGAGAGAGACCUGUUGGAAUGGAAUGUAAAAGUGCUGUUUAAAAGGUAUAACAUAUUAUUGGAAUGGGAGACAAAGGAUGAGCAGGUAAAAUCCUAAUGACACAUUGAGUGGUCUUUCUUUUAAAGCAGGAUUUUUAUCCAAAGAUUCAAAGGUCCUGAUCUGAGACUAGCUGACUGCCGUGAGAUUUAACUUGCUACCCAGAGAAUAAAUCCCCAAACCUCAGUACUAGAGCCAAUUCCUGAGCCCUAACGAUCCUAAAGAGGCAACAGACAUCUCUGUGGGGAAUAAGGGUCGUUUCACCCCCUGGCUCUGUGCCCACUUCAUUCCAUCUGAGUCACUGUGUUUUCUGAAAGAGCAAUACACAAAAUGGAGGCACCUCAAGUCAUUCAGACUCCCAUCGUUAGCAGGCAGGCAAUACAGUUCUUUGUGGGGGCAGGGAUUAAUAGUGGUUUCAAUGUUCAGUUAAUCAAAGCUUUGUGAUUUUGAUAAACUGGGGCAGGGCCUUAAAAGACAAAGAGAACAAGCCAUUUUAUAAGGAAAGGAUGAGUAAGACGUUCUUGGGUGUUUGCACUUUUGGAGUCAGCACUUUCCAAAUAAAUUUUCAUGCUGCAGUUAAGGGGAAGUGAACAUGUGAUUCCAAUGCAGGCAUCGUAAGGGAAGAGUGGAGAAGAUGCAUGGUUGGGGGUACAGGUUGAAACUUUGGGGAGGGGGCUGCAGGGCUCAACACCCCCUCCCCUGCCCAAGCAGCAGCCAUUGUUACAACAGCAGCUGUAGCACACGAGUGCCCCAUCUCUUUGAGAUACUCGCACGUGCAUGCACACACACAUGUGUCUAAGUCACCAUAGAAAACAUUAACAAAGUGUGGGGCUUAAACAAUUAUUUUAUUUAUGGCUACAGCUUUUGGUGGGAUGAUGAUGAUAAGUGGUCAGAGGGAGAAGAGGGAGCAGACUGGGAGGAGGAGGGGGCAGAAACUGAUGUUCCUUCUUAAGGAAAUUUAUUCCCUGAAACGAGGGGACUGCACGUGUCUGAAUUUCCCCUGAUCUUCCUAAGAAAUAGGGGGAGGAGAGGGAAGGAAAUAGAUCUUUAUAUUUCCUGAUAAAGUUCCUCAAUUUGCCGCUCAUAUUAUAACCCAGCAAGAGGAGAAAUUUGAAAACAAGAGCAAGAUGGUUCUACUUGGUGUUUAUGAGCAAGAGGAAGAUGGAGACCGUGUAUACCUGGCAGAGACGGAAGAAGCCAAGGCACCCAGAACAGCAGGUAAAUAUUUGGGGUGUGCCCUGGCCUCAAGAUUUAGAUCCAGAUUUGGCAAUUCAGGAGCACUCUCUCUCAUCUGGAAGCACUUUGUGGUAACAGAGUCCAGAUCUGAAUUCACUAUUGGAUCUAAGUGGUCCACUUGCUUUGGACAGAAGCUUACCAAACUGGCAGGCCUAGUCUCCCUGCUAAAGUACAGGCAUAUAUAUCCAUGGACUCAGAAAUGUGCAUAACUUAAAUUUAUGGGCAGAAGUUGAUAAAAUUUGCAGACAUUGUCCUCCUUUCCAAGGGAGAGAUGCCUGCCAAAUAGCUGCAGUGGUUCUCCCGUAAGGGAAGACUGUAUCAUUAUGGGGGGGGGGUGUCACUUUAUCCCAUAGUGUUUUAUGGGCAAAUGGUUAGAAAAUAGAUGAUAUUACUGAGCAAAUGGUUGGAAAAUAGUAGAUAUCACAGAGGAAUCAAAAUUCCUCAGGGUGAAAAACCUGCCAAAUUUCAGAUAAAUAUGUCCAUUGGCUUUUAUGACGGGAGUCUACGGCUGAUUUGGGAAAGGGGAGAAGUAAAGGGGUUUCCUUUCCUUCCAGUGGCUUUAGAGUGGGCACCACUUCAAUAAGCAGCCACGGUGAAACUGCACACUGAGCAGCAAAGUGCACACUGAGCAGCAAAGUGUUCACCUGGCUUCAGGUACCUGGUACAGGUAGUGCCAGGUAGAGGAGAUGCUAGGGCAGGAGACUGGCAGUGGCAGGUAUUUUAAGAUACAGCUGGAAGGAAGAUUUACAUGCUCAUGACUUUUGUCAAACUUUCUUUGACCAACCCGGUCUCUAACAGCAGUUUACUACUUUGCACUUCACUUGACCUGGAGAUAGGAGGUCUAAUUCAUUUAUAUUCUCACUUUCCUGGGAGUAAGCUCUAUUGAAUGCAAUUGGACUUAUUCCAAGAAAACAUACGGUGGAUUGCACUGUUAUGUUCUGGGACCUGUACCAGCAGACCCAGCUCCUGGGUCCCUGCUGCUCUGUUUAGUCAGGUUUAGUCACAGGUAGGGAUGAGGAACUCAAUUUUGUUCAUGUUUAAAGGCAAAUUUGCCUAAUUCAUUUCCACCUCAUUCAGAUUAUCACAUUUAAGUACUGCUUGAAAACUGUUUAACAUAACCAACUUGGAUUUGUAGAAUAGCCUCCAACUAACUACUGGGUCAGGACCCAAGGCGGCUAGAAAAUCCAGCUGGGACUGGAGACAACAUAUAUGAGAAUCAAAGCACAGCCAUCCUACAAAAUUUAAACGCCCCUGGAUUUUGUGGUGCAGUUCUCCAACCAGUACUUACAAAAAUGCAUCUAUUUGAGGAGAGUGUGCAUAAAAAUGAAUAUAUUAGUGAAAACAACAUACAAGAUGCAUUAUUGAGGGAAAUUGUUGUAAAAUACAUACAUUAGUGACAACUGCAUUUAAAAAUAUAUUUAAUAGGAUAAAUUCACAAUAUUAUGCUCAUGAAUCUUCAUGAGGGGUUUUUACAUAUAAAUGUGAAAUGUUGCAGAAAUGUGGAGGUGUGACUUUAAGAUUGGAACGAGAAAGUGGGAGACUGAAAGUGAGCUGUUCUUCCAUUGCUGGUAGGGAUGUCAAUGCACCCAAAGCAACACUGCUGCUUCCCAGGUGCCAAAGCUGUUGUUUCCACACUCUGUUUCAUAAUUUCCUUUAGAAAUGUCUGAUUCAUUUACAUUUUUUAAAUGAUAGCUAAGAGUCUGGGGCCCUUGCUGGCUGGGGGCCUGGAACACAUGUACCUCCCUCCUGCCAACAGCUCUCAAACACAUCAAUCCAGAACUGCUCUGCUUAAUUCACCGUCCACCAUAAACUGGGGGGGGGGGGGGGGAGAACCAACCUUUAAAGCAACAAAAACCAACAUCCCUUACAUUUCUCGUAAUUUUAGACACCCAGAGUGACCCCACUGGAUGUUACUUGAUAGCCAACUUCAUACAAUUUUGCUUGAAAUUUGUUGCUAUCUUUCUUCUUGAAGACAGAUUCUUCCUCCGGUGGAAAUGGAGCUCCUCUUUCCUGGUUUAUGGGCUCCUGGCGCUCGCUUACCUGCUGAUCAUUAUCUUGCUGGGGCUUCUGCUCUCCAAUGGUAAUUGAGGGACUCCAAAGUCUGAAACGCUUCAGUAGCAUUAUGACAAAAUGUGGGAGGGAUCCCCCCCCCCCAUUCAGACUCUCACAUUUAAGCCCAGUGUGAAAACAGUUUAAAAGAGAGCCAGUGUGGUGUAGUGGUUAAGAGCAGUAGUCUCGUAAUCUGGGGAACCAGUUCGCGUCUCUGCUCCUCCACAUGCAGCUGCUGGGUGACCUUGGGCCAGUCACACUUCUUGAAGUCUCUCAGCCCCACUCACAUCACAGAGUGUUUGUUGUGGGGGAGGAAGGGAAAGGAGAUUGUUAGCCGCUUUGAGACUCCUGAAAGGGAGUGAAAGGCGGGAUAUCAAGUCCAAACUCUUCUUCUUCUUCUUCCAAAAUAACCAGAUUGGACUUGUAGCCACCGACUGACUACUGAGUCAGGGCCCAAGGCUGCCAGAACAGGCAGCUAGUCUGUGGACAACCUGUUCAUUUCUCCCUUACCUUGAUUCAGACUGUUGGGCCACCCACCCAGCCCAGUCCUGUUUCCUUCAGGGUCUCCCUUCUUGCUUUUGGCCUUCUUGGAGCAGUGCUGUGGGGAGGCCUGCUGGAGGGAUGAGGACUUUAUUGAGGCGGCAACGCCAUAACUAGCCACAGAUGUGGUUGAAGGCCCCUCUUGCUGCCUAGAAGCAAGGCCUCUGAUGGCAGACAAGGAUGCAGAAUUCAACUGAAGAAGAAACGUGCAUAUCUGCAGAUGUGCUUUGUGAAGGGCAGCCUUUGAAGGGCCACAUGUUCUGUAUCCCUGAUCAAGAAUCUAAAUAAGUACUGGAAAUCCCACUGAGAAUAUUUUAAGUGCUGCAUGAUGUUCAAGUCCUUAUAUAUGGACAGUUCUGGGGACUAGCAGGAAGUCUCUUGGUGACAUCAUGGGCUGGGAAGCCUUUCAGUACGGCGUACAGCUGCAAAGUUGCAGAACUAUAUUUCACAGUAUAGUCGGGCAAAGGAGAGUUAGGUUUUCACUUGAUGAAGUGACUGCUCAAAAUGGCUCUUCUAGUUGAUUAUACAUGAUGACUCUCGUAUUUUUCCUGAUGACCUAGGAAAAGGAGGGAAUGAAAGGUAAACUUGAAACAUGGAAAGUGGCCACUGUGUCUAAGUCUAAGCAUGUACAGAGUGUUUUCCCCUCAAAUUACUCAGCAGGGUUUAUGUUCUAACAAAUGUGGCUUCCAGGCUGCCAGAGUCUGGCUUAUUCUGGGUUAGUUCAAAUGGAAUGAGAGAAGAGGUCUCUCCACCAUAUCUCUUUUUGCCUCAUAUGGGUAACAUUGUAUGUGUUUGUAUCUCUUCUUACAAUUUCAGAAUCAAAGUUUUCCUCAGAAGCGAAAAAGUUACAUAAACAGCUUGAAAUGAGCAAGGAGCGUAAGUGUCUUGCCAAAACCACCUGGGGCUUGCGGCUGCAAUAGCCUGGGGGAGGUGGCUCUCGCCUGGCAUUACGCCAGAGAGCCUGUUUCCACUGCAGGAGGGGCAUAAUUUGUCACCCACAAUCAUUCCUCCAAUGCCUGGCUUUAGAAGGCAGGUCUUCCCGAUCAACGUGGCAUCUUCCAGGGAAGCCUGAACUCCAAACACCUCAUGGGCCAGGAACUCUGUGAGUCCCUUGAGCUGGAGGAGCUUAGAAACAGGUGUAACUCAUGAGCUUGUGCCAUUGAUAUGCUGCAAACCCUCACAACCCCAGCGCCCUCAGGAUUACAGGGAUGAAAUGGGCUCGGCUGCUGCUGCUGCUGCUGCCUCGAUGAGCAUCGCUGCCCCCUAGAGGAGCAAAUUCCACCUUAACUAUCUACUCUGUGGAGAAGUAUUUUCUUUUGUCUCUCCUGAAUGCUCCAGCCUUCAGCUUCACGGGAUGCCCCCAUCCAGUGCUAUGCUGAGAGAGGGAGAAAAGGCUUUCUCUAUCCCCUAAAAAGCCCCACAUUGUAACUGUUCUUCACAAUUUAGAAAGCAUGCCUAUAUGAAAACAGAAAGAGUCUCUCCUCCUGGUGGGGAAGGCUGUGGAAGGAUGGCCGGAGCGUGCCCGCUCCACCUGCAGUCCAUUGGGUGAAGCCACGGUCAGGGCUUUCAUUCUGUGCCUUUUCUCUUUUGCCAGUGUUCCCAUGUGGUUCCAGAAGCAGGGAAUGGGAAUACUUUGACGGUCGGUGUUAUUACUUCUCCCUCCGGAAGGCUACUUGGCACACGGCUAAGUCACUUUGUGCAGAGCGCAAUUCAAGCCUGGUGGUUAUUCAUGAUGAGGCCAAGCAGGUAAAGGUGCUGGAGUCUUGGCUGGGGUGGGGAUUUGUUGCCUCUUCAGUGAAUUUUUGGAAAGCUAUAAUGCAUUUUGUUAUGCUAUUUUUACGAAUAUGUGCAUUUAUGUGCAAAUAUUACCCUAAUAGAUGCUUUUUUUGUACUUGGUUGGAGAACUGCAUUGCAAAAUUCAGAGAAAUUCAAAUGUUGAAUGAUGGCUUUGCUUAGGUUCACAUAUUGUUUUGGAAGGUGCAAAUUAGAUAAGAUCAUCUUUAAAUGCAAGCUGAACAGGCAGAGAAAACAGUACAAAACACUUCCUGCAUGUGAUGUUUCAGCUGCUGGUGAUUGACAGCGAUUUCAGUUUCACCCUGAGUGAAAGACCAGCCAGACAGUGAUGGUGGCCACUUAUGAAUCACCUACAAAAAUGAAACAAAGUAUCAAAAAAGAGGAGAGUUACAUAAGAUUUACAUAUGAAUAUGUAUAGAUAUAUAGAUAAACACAAAUAUAGAUAUAAUGGCUUCAGUUUAAAUAGGAAUACAAUACCCUCUCCCCUGGGUCUGCCUGCUCAGUCCUCUGUCCCAGGGCUGCUAAAUGUAGACGGGCAGCUUGAAGAUCUUUGCUCUCCCUUCUGCAUCUUUAACCUGUAUUUGAAAUAGAGAACUCUUUCAAACAGAGAACUGUUAUCUGUAAAGUAGGCCAUGUGGACACUCUGUAGAUAUUUAGUGGCAAGUGUGGCUCUGGAAAUCCAGGUUUGCUGAUCAAGAUGCUUCCUGACUAGGGAAGGCAAGCCCAGAGCAGGGACUCAUGCAGAGAUACAGGGAGCAUCUUCCUCAGAGGCAGGGAGCUUUUCUGUUUUUCUUCAUUGGGAUUGAUUUGACGAGAUGUGGCCCCACCCCCAGUGAAAGCAGAUUGGUUGGAAGUACAUCUUAGUACUGAAUCAUGCACUCAGCAAUCCUAUACCCUCAUCUUGGGGGUAAGCCCCACUCUGAACUCAGUAGGACUGACUUCUGAAUAGACAUGUCUAGGACUGCACUGGAAGAGGGGCAGUCAUCCAGAUGGAUGCUGAGGUACAGAGGGAUCCUUAUUUUUUGCCUGGAUUAACUGAUCCCAGCUCACAGGAAUCAUUCUUGAUUUUACAUAACCUACUGCUGUACUGAGCCUACAUUUUGUGAAUGAAAUUACUCUUCUAAUUUGUGUUGGUGAUUGUGAAUAUGGAACCAGAGCAGCUUCUCCAGCUUGAUACCAUCUUCUCCUUUUUGGUCUUGCAGAAUUUCCUAGAGUCUCGAACCAAGAAUGAGCGUUAUUGGAUUGGACUCACUGAUAUCAAUGAAGAAGGGCAAUGGAGGUGGAUUGAUGGCAUCAGUUACUUAAACAACUACAAGUAAGACAGAGGACCAUGAACGUCACCACUUCGCCCAUCAAGCCAAGCCCUUGCUGUGUCCUGUGACCCAGCAAGUACUUGGCAAGGCUCCUGUUUUGGCCAUCCUGGGAAGACAACAGAGACGGGAGCUUUGCUGAGCCCCUGGUCUACAGUGUUUUCUUUAUCCCAGGAGUAGCUAAACAGUCCUUGGCCUGGUGACCCCCCUUGACCCCUUGACCCCCCCUUCUGCUGCACCCCACUCUCUCUCACACCACCUGCAAAUUGCCUUGAGAGUUGGCAGACCUUUCUGAGAGGCUCACCCUUCCUGAUUUAUACCACCAUCAUAGCAAAUUCCUCCAAGCAACCUCAAAGAUUACUCAGUCCACAUUUUUACUCUGGAUCAGCAUCUCCCUAUCCCCAUAACUUCUCUCAUGUAUUUGUUCAUGUGUAGGAACCCAAAUUCAUAGAACUGGGCAGACUCAGGGAAUUGUUUCCUAUUUUUUUAAAGGGGGAAUCAUAGAAUUGUAGAGUUGGAAGGGACCCCAAGGGCCAUCUAGUCCAACCCCAGCUGAUGGGAGCUGGUGGCCAAUCACAUCUGGAAUGCACCACAUUGGUUAGCCUGCUCCAGCUUGACAGAAUAGGAGCAGCUGCCACCAGCCGUGGAUGGGAAGAGAAACAACAAUGGCUGAGGUGGGAGCAGGGAACCAGCAGCCUGUAGACAGUUUCAGGUGUGGGGCACAUAAGGGGCAAACCUUGGCUGAAGGGGGCUUUGAAGGCACUAACCACUGGCCAUGCCUGCAAAGUCCCUUGUGCAACACUUCCCAAGCAUGCAGAUCAUCGGGUGUUUGGGGGGCUCUGGACAAAGUGCUUAGCAAGCCCAAGGUUCAGUGUUUCCCAAACACAGGGCCUGCAAAGCUCUUUGCAUAGCACUUCAGGAAGCACCGCAAAAAGGGGCUUUGCAAGUUCCUUUGGAGAGGAGGGAAAAGCUCCAUUUCUAAAAGGAGCAUUUUUGUUAUUUCCAAAGGAAGAGGUUUGUAUUCCAGGUGCUCCUUGCAAUGGUUUCAAUACAAGCUGCUUUCCCUGCAGGGGGUGGGGGGUGCUGCUGCUUCGGAGCAUUGUUUCCUCCACAGAGGCUCCUUCUAACCAACCACCAGCUGCUUGUCAGUUAAAGGGAGCCUCUUUGAUUGGUUGUGCCUGGGUGGGAUGCCUUGAAUUGCAUGGAAGAAGGGAGUGAGAUAAGCAACACAAAUAAGCUAGUGACUGUGUCCAAAGCCGCCCAAGUAAAGAACGGAAAAUAGAGAAGGAAUAGCUUGGCAGUUCUAGUAUUGGGGGCAGAGGGGGAGCAGAGGAUGGUGUGGCUAGAGAAGAACUCUUGCCAGGUUCUUCAGGGUAUCUUAACUGCCUUCCUCGUUUAGGAAAUGGAGACAAGGCGAGCCCAACGACCAUGAAACCAAGGAAGACUGUGCCCAGAUCCAUGAGGCUGGGGAAUGGAAUGAUGUGCCCUGUAACUUUCAAAGCUUCUAUGCAUGUGAGAAACCUUUGCCUUCCUGA